GACUGUUGACGAGCUGGGCCGCUUCUGAUUGGUCGCAGUAACCAAGGGAAUAAGCCCCGCCCCCCGCACUCGGUUGUGGGAUGAAACACUUGCCGCCAUGUUUACGCACGGCCGUGGGAACGGACGUAGGCUUCAGAAAUAAUAAUAAUAAUGGCGUUAAUAAGAAGGAAAGGACGAGGCCGUGAGGGUCGUUGCGCGAUCUAGCUGGGAGUUUUGUUCGCUACGAGGGUCGUUUGUGGUUUUGUACGGAAAGGAACGGGGAAGGCACUUUGAAUGCGUUGUGGGCUGGCGCGUCGUUCGCCAUGAGCCGACCUUCGUCAGCUGGCGGCGGGAAAACGGGGAAACACACGGCGGCGGCCGUGGCGGCAGCUGGUGGUGCUGGCGGUGGAGGUGGCGGUGGUGCUGGUGCUGGUGGAGGAGGAGGCGGUGGCGGUGGAGGAGGAGGAGGAGCCGGUGGCGGCAGCAGCGGCGGGGGUAGCUCAGCCAUAGCAGCGGCGGCGGCAGCAGCGGCGGCGGCGACUGCUGCCGGAGGUUCCACCCCGCCUCAGCCCGAGCUCACUUCCCUCUUCGAGUGUCCAGUCUGCUUCGAUUAUGUUCUGCCGCCCAUCUUGCAAUGCCAGGCCGGGCACUUGGUGUGCAACCAAUGCCGGCAAAAACUUUCUUGUUGUCCGACCUGCAGGGGCCCGCUCACCCCCAGCAUCAGAAACCUGGCCAUGGAGAAAGUGGCUUCUACAAUCCCUUUCCCAUGUAAGUACGCCUCGGCUGGAUGUCUCUUGUCCUUGCAUCAUACAGAAAAGCCAGAACAUGAAGAGGUGUGUGAAUUUCGCCCAUACAUGUGCCCAUGCCCUGGAGCCUCCUGCAAGUGGCAAGGAUCAUUGGAGGCAGUCAUGCCUCAUCUCAUGCAUGCACAUAAAAGCAUUACAACGCUUCAAGGAGAGGACAUUGUGUUUUUGGCAACUGACAUCAACCUUCCUGGUGCUGUGGAUUGGGUUAUGAUGCAAUCCUGCUUUGGCCACCACUUCAUGCUGGUGUUAGAGAAACAAGAGAAGUAUGAAGGCCACCAACAAUUUUUUGCUAUUGUCCUUUUGAUAGGCACGCGUAAGCAAGCAGAAAACUUUGCCUACAGACUGGAAUUGAAUGGAAACCGUAGACGCCUCACAUGGGAGGCCACUCCAAGGUCUAUCCAUGAUGGAGUUGCAGCAGCAAUCAUGAAUAGUGAUUGUUUAGUUUUUGAUACUUCCAUUGCUCAUCUUUUUGCAGAUCAUGGGAACCUGGGUAUUAAUGUUACUAUCUCAAUGUGCUGAAUUGCAUUGUUAUAAUACAGCUGUUUACAUGUAACCAAUAGAAUGUUUUUUUUUGAUUCGAAGGAUGCAGUAGGCAAAAGAAUGCAGUUCUAUAUACUUCUAAGCACCUUGCUUGUGUAAUUGGUGCUAGCCCAUGUGACUGCUCCAUGCGUGCAUGUUGUGGAAUGUAAUGCUCAGCACGUGGUUCAAGGCCUGACUAAAAGAAGAUGGAAACAAAAUCAAGUUGAUGCAGCUGUUUUAUAAAUGGUCCUUUUAAAAACAGACAUCUCUUCCUGCUUUGUGUUUCUUUAAAUUUACUUGAGGCAAGUUAUUCAAGAUGUAUUUAUAUUACGGGUCCAGUGUAUAGAACUACAUUAUAUGCCACAUCAGUACUUAAAUGCAAAGCCAGUAGACGCUUGUGCCUAUCUUAAAUAUGCUUCAGGACAACAGUAUCUGAAUAGAUAUUUAUGAAGAUCAGUAAUGUUGAAUUGUCAUGGAAUGAGUUUAUUCUGUGUUCAUUGACAUGGCAAAUGGAUUUUGUUGCAAUUUUCUUUUGGGUGAAAGGCAGGAACAAAACUGCAAAGAGCAGCAAUGAGGAUUCCUUUUACACUUAAAGCAGUCAUUGAUAAAUCAAGCUUCAGCAUUGUCCACUGCAGUUUUCUUUUAAAACCAAACCUUUUAGUUGCUGUUGUAUUCAGUUUCUUGUAUCAGAUUAGGUUCUAUUCAAAUUAUUUUUUAUUAAAUUGUCUAGUCAAAUGUGUAAACGGUGACUGCAGUUUCACAUUUUGAAUAACAUGUUCAUUAUUUGCAGCUUAAGUGGAAGUUGGUGUAGCCCAUAACGUGUAUGUGGGCAUAUUGCCCAGCUUCAUGGCUGAAUUACAUAGUCACAUUUGCAUCACUGAUUAAAUCAUAUUUUAAUUUUAAAAAAGAUUGAAAUGCUAGAAAAAUUGUGUAGAGCCAGCCAGUAUUUAUUAAUGAAUAAGAGCUGUUAGCUAUAAGUUUUCUGACUUCUAAAUGAUAUUGAGUAAAACAUGGUUUGAAUUGAAAUUCUAAGUUUUGAAUUUAACCAACAUGCUAGUAAAACACUAAAGAACCAAGGAAAAGUUCUUGGAAAUGUGCUUGAUUUAUCUACUUUAGUCAAUUUAAUUUUGUAAAUGUUUAAAAAGGUGGUGGUAAAUUAAAUAAUCUGUGAUCUCUUCCUCUUGCCUCUUUUCAUUUCCCCCACCACCCCCCCCCCCCCCCCCAAACUCCACCCACCACCUCAGAGGGAGGGAGAAACCAUUUAAUGCUGCACAUCCAGUGGGUUAAUGUAACCCUUUGAGACUUUAACUCUGGUAUACAUGACCUUGCCUUGUUUUAUCAGCUCUCACAACCUUGUUCUUUAACUUUCAACUCUUCCCUCACAUUUUUGUCUCAUGGUUUAUUACAAGAAAAUGCACCAAGCCUGUUUUGAUUUAGUUACUACUUUCUCCAUAAGAAUCGUAUCUUGUCACUUUGAUUUAAAACAAAAAAUGACACACUCUAAAAUUUGAGUCAAUGUCCUUAAAUUGUUUUACUUUUUAUCGUGAUGAUAUGGAGUCUGGGGAUUACAUUCAGGUUAUUUCCCAGCUUUGUAAAGGACAAUUGGAACUAAUAAUAAGUCUGUUAACUCGAAUGAAAGGGAAUUUAGAUCAUUCCUUGUCUACUGUCAGCUGGAAAACAUUUUUUGUAGCAUGUUCCAAUACUACCUGUCACAAUUGGUUUUGAACAAUUGGAUCUUUCUAAUUUUGGAUUUGUUUCAGAUCCAAAUCCCUGACAUGAAGUAUAUAACUAAAGAUAAAAUGUCAUUUUAAAAUAUGAAAUAUAAGGCACAUUAGUCUAAACAGGUGGUAUGAAACUCUUGCAGCUUCUUUGUAUUAGGCACUGAGACUUUGUCAUCUUAUGAUGUGUGCUAGCUUGAAAUGUUGUUAUAAUUAUCUUUUGAGACCACUUGAAGUUCCAAACAAUCUUUAAGUACUGUUUCCCUCCAUCUCUGGGUCAUUUUACACGCACAAACAUGUAACCUUGAAGGUAAUCCAAAUUAAAUGCACACCAACAAAAUCUAAAACUGUGUAGCUUUGCAACAUCUGUGAUUCAUUUAGUAUCAGUAUGUGCAAUGCUUUGGCAGCUUAUCGUUGUGAAGGCAAGAAGUUUAUAUAUUAAAGUGCAUAGUUAAAGAUGGGUUGAACAGACUGAGAUAAUGCUGUGGCAAAGAAGGUGAAGUCACUUGAUAACAAGGUUUUUAAUGGGUGCAAGAUCUUUCCAUUAGCACAUGAUCUGGCAAAGACCAGUCUAUAUAGUAUUUGCAACUAGGGCUAAUUUAAGAAGGUUGAUGUUGUAAGAAAUCUUGGGCUGUAACCAGCAAUAAUUCAUAUGUUCUUAUAUUUCUUAAAUGCACCUGCUAAACUACACCCUACAUAGUGGAGAUAUUUUGCACAUAAUGUGGGAGAAAUUUUAAAAAUAGGAUACUUGCUUGUUUCAUCCUCUGUGCAUAGUGUGAUAGUUCCCCUCUGUUUCUCCACCCUCCACCCCCGUCCCUCCAAAACCCUUCAACCUAAUGUUUUGCUUUCAGGGUAGAUUUCUCUGCAGUUUUGCAAAAUGUUAUUGUAAGAGGGAGAGUUGUGUUUCUAAUAGAUAUUCUCCAAAGUUUUCAAUAAACUGCUUUUAUUCAACUUUUUUAAUUUCAAGUUUUUUAAGGCUAUUUCAAAUUCAGUUAAAAAUGAUAAUGUAAUUUAUCUGCUCUGUUAAUUACUUUUGCAGUCCAAACAGAAGUAUCUUGUUCUCCGUGUUUUAAACUUCAGAUAUGAUGUUCUUCGUUUCAACAGACAAGAUUUCAAUUUGCCAUUUGCCUGAGAAGGCAGUCUUGUAAUGGAGCAAAGUGUAUUUUCAGGCUAUAAAGCCUUUCAUACAGGACAUUUUUCCCCUCCCCUGCAUGUCUCUUGCUUCCCCUCCCCCACCCCCACACCUUUCCCUUUGCACCUGAUCAGCUCCUCCCCCAUUAUCAAUUCUAUGGUUUAGCUUGACUCAAUAUUUGAAAUGCACCAUUAUUUAAAGAAUGGUGUUCUAAACUUAAAUCUAACCAUAUAUCCUUCUAGGCACUGAUCAUGAAGAAUCCAGCUGAGAUAUGAGUGAAUCAAUUAUACAAUUUCCUCACUAAAGCAGACUAUGAAAGCUACCCAAUAGUAAAUAUUGGUUAGACUAUGAAAGCAGUUGGUAAAUCAGUACUUGGGCUUGAUGUAAUAACACUUUGAGACUUCUGGGUGAUCUGCAGAAUUUGGGCAAUUUUAAUGAAUUAAAGAUGAACCUAAACAGAGUGAAAUCAUAGAAAUCAGUGUUUAGUCCAGUCAUGAUUUAUUCAACAGCAGUACAUCUAGUCAAAUAAAAACUCAACAGGAUGACUGUUGCUUUGAAUUUUGUCAAACAUGGUAGUUUAUACUGUAUGUUUUUUAAUAAAAAUUACUUUUGGUAAUUAUGCUAAUGUGCAUUUUUGAAUUCAAAUUUGGAUACUGUGGAUUUCCUGUUGAGCAGGUGUUAACAUUUGUAUUGUACAAAGUUUUUUUGUUUUAUAUUUGUUUCUAUUGCUGUUUUUCCUUUGUGUAUAUUUUUGUUGUACUAAAAGAACAAUUAGUUCUGUUUAAAAUAAACUUGUUUAAUCUUUAUCAAGAAUGGCUGUUAAAGUACAGUAAGACUUUUAGUUUUGAAGUGACCACUCUUUUUAAUCAGGAAUACUGUUCUGUACUAGUAUAAACCUAUUUUAUUUGCUCUGUAUCCAAAUUGCAAUGAAGUAAUUAAAACAAUUUAAAUGGAUAUUAUCCAUGAAUAGUUUUUAUUCAUAGUAAUUAAAAUUUUCCCAGAUUUCUUACUAAAGAGAUUCACUAUUCCUGUUUGUGGUGAUAUGGUUUGUGGAACUGAGCUCUGGUUUGUUCAAGGAGUAGCUGAGCCAUAAAGCCAAAAUAAAUCCAGGUGGGAUCCGCCAUCUUAAUCUUGCUGAGAUGUUAGUUGUAGGGCAGUACUGUUGAUUUCAAUGUACCUGAACAAAAAAAACAGUUGCCUGGGUUCUUGUACCAAUUUACUGCAUUUCUUAAUAGAAGACGAGAUCGGUCAUCCAGUGAUAGUGAAGUAAACCUGACUAGUUGUUUUUGAUAUCUGAACAUUAAAUUCUCUGAACAGUCAUCUACUCAGCAAUCUGUUUUGCUGGGAUAGGUGAGUCCACUACAGAAUUUCUGGCAAAGGGAUUUUAAGAACUAAGGCUAACAGUACCUUUUUAUAAAAGAUAGGAUAAAUACUGCAGAACCUGGUUAUUUUGAAACAGAAAUUGACAGUUCUUGUAUAAUUUUGCUGUUCAGAGAAAAAUUAUGUAUUUUAAACUUGUGUAUGAAUCUAUAAGAACCCAGGCAGUUUUUCUCCCCUCCUUAGUUCAACAAAUUCAGCAGGUUUGGUAGCAAAUGCAAGGAAAGAUCUUCUGUUUAAGAGUUAUCCCUAUAAUGUCUGCCUGGUCUUUUACACAUGCUAUUCAGGAUUGCCAACCUCUGGGUUGGUGAGUCUCUCAAAAUUCAAGAUUGAAGUUGAAAACCUGGGAGAAGUGUGUACGCUUCAUGCAUGUCUUGCGCAUGAGCUAUGACACUGACGUUGAAACCAUUCCUGCUUCCUGACCCUUUGUACCUCAACCUAUUUUUUGAGGUUCUUCCUGCAGUUAUUUUGGCCUUCCAGCCACUUACUAAUUUUUCCUUGUCACUGCUGCUUCAGCAAAAGUGUAGCAAAACAGCAUAGAACCACCAGAUGUGAGAGGUUUGGUUCUUCAUUAUCCUUGAUCAUUUUAAACACCCUGUGAUCAAAUGUUUGCAAGUAUGUCCAUCCAGCAUUCAGCUGAAUAUUUAACUUAGCUUUUGAUAUAGCCAGGAGUUUCUAUUUUUGUGGUUGUUUUUUUUUUGAAACCUUUGAUUUAACGUCCCAUUCACAAGCCAGAGGUAAAUGUUUUCUUUAAAUGAGGAAGAAUCUUUGACAGAGUAGGACCCCUUCAAUAUUCAUUUUGAUUUUAUUGUGUGUUGAGGGUUGAACAAAACUGAUUCAUUCAAAGACUAUCUUUAAAUCAAAGUUGACAUGUGGCAUUUAAUUUAGGAGCACCUACUCUCAAAUGAUGAAUUCACAAAGCUCCAGGUUUUGGAACUCUAAUGCAAUAGAGUACAUGAGUAAGAGCACUGUUGCCUCGCUUGGAGAUAUCCCUUUGCUGCCUUGUGCACAGUAUUGCAACCAACAUCACAAAUAGAUUUAUGAGCUAUUCAUGUCAUGGGAUAUCAUAGCUUCCAAUAUAAAUCACUGCACUUCUCAAUAUUGGGGGAAAUGAAAAUAUGAUUAACUGCCUUUAUUUAGCAUGGAUUCUGAAAAGACUUGUAAGACUUGGUAAUUACACUGCAGAACGCAGAUUGCCUAUCAAAUGGUCAUUUAACUGUUGUGCAAAACUGAUUUUUUGCCUUUUUUUUAAUAUAAACUAAGGAUUCCCUGGUAUCAGAACACAAGGGUAUUUGAAAGAUGGCAGAGGAGGACCUUAUGGGUGUCUAAUUCUUCAUUAAAUGAUUGAUCAGAGAAUAGCAUCAUCAACUAUUUUUUUUCACCUUCAGUACUGUUUCAGCAUUGUAUAAUCAGUUCUCCUAAUGGAUGAAUUUGAUAAUAGACGUAUGAAAAGCCAGACAAAAAUUCUGAACUUGAGCUAAAAGUUGAUGUGUUAUGUAGUUCAUGCUGUUUGAAAAUUUCAUUGGUGUUUAGCAAAAGCUGCAAGUUAAUUGCAUGCUAAAGUUCUACAUCAUAUAACUUAUCUUUGCGAAAAUGCAAACCAUUUUGCCAUUUUUGUUUUGCUUUUGUAAGGAUUUAUAGAAACUUGCUGAAGUAAUGUGAUGUUUAGUCAUUAAAAUCUUGGAUAAAAAA
Molecule: messenger RNA, 7223 nt
Organism: Pristis pectinata (smalltooth sawfish)
Lineage: Eukaryota; Metazoa; Chordata; Chondrichthyes; Rhinopristiformes; Pristidae
Gene: siah2l
Product: seven in absentia homolog 2 (Drosophila)-like
Exons: 2
Coding region: 303-1304 (333 amino acids)
Biological process (GO): multicellular organism development; proteasome-mediated ubiquitin-dependent protein catabolic process
Cellular component (GO): cytoplasm
Molecular function (GO): ubiquitin protein ligase activity; zinc ion binding; ubiquitin conjugating enzyme binding
Source: RefSeq, a predicted model, not a curated record